Molecule: messenger RNA, 3023 nt
Organism: Sebastes umbrosus (honeycomb rockfish)
Lineage: Eukaryota; Metazoa; Chordata; Actinopteri; Perciformes; Sebastidae
Exons: 6
Coding region: 102-1118 (338 amino acids)
Source: RefSeq, a predicted model, not a curated record
UGACGGACCAUGCGGAAGUGUCGGUGAGUUUGUUGUUCCGGUAGUUCUGUGUAUACCUCCGGUAUCUGGGUAGUUUCGGUAGUUUAACGGUUCUUGUCACCAUGGUGAAGUAUUGUAUUUGUGCCGGUUGCACCUACUCCAGCCACACCGGACACCGGGUCCACUGUUUCCCCAACAGGACUACUAACGAGGCCGUGUUUGUGUCCUGGGUGAGUUUCGUCCAGCAGCAGAGAGAAGACUUCUCCGCGGAGUCUGUGACUAAGAACACGGUGGUCUGCAGCGCUCACUUCAGACUGGAGGACUACGUCCCCGGAGACCUGCUGGAGUCCAGGAUGGGGUUCAGGUGUCUGGACCGGGUCCGGCUGCUGGCAGGGGCGGUGCCUUCAAUACACACACCGACACCGACACCAACACCGGGAGCUGCCGGUUCUUCUUCCGCCGGCGGGAGUGAUGCUGCUCACGGAACCGGCAGAGACUCAGCUCCACGGAGAGAUGACCUACCAGCCAACACUGCAACAGUGGUGAAGACGGAAGACUGUGAAGACAUGGAGGAAAGACCGUCAGUAACUCCUGAACCGGCUGUAAAGACACCCGAGGAGCUACUUAAUCACAGUGAAAGUGUGGAUCAGGAAUACCCGUUUAUGAUGAAUUCACCAAAUGAAGAUGAGCGGGAAACGUCUGCUGUUCCUUCUGUCCAGUCAUCUGAAAAUGGAAAGGAGUCAGGGCAAAAAGAUGUUGCUUGUCAGAGAGUGAAGAGUGAAGACGAGUUUUCGACAACCAACCAGUCGGAAAAUAGAGAUAUUGAAGAAGACGAGGAUGAAGAAUUCAGCACCUCAUUAAGUGUGGGAGACGGACACCACCUGGUGGAUUUGGGGAGCUCGUCAGAGUUCAUCGUCGAUGAAGAGUGCAUCCUUCAGCUGUUCAAGUCAUGUCGGGAAUGCAACAGACGAUGUACAGUCAGAAAACGUGUCAGAGGACUGAAGCUCGUGGUUAGUCAGGUGUGCUGUUUCUGUGAAAGCCGCAGUAAAUGGAUUAACCUUCUAGAUGACGACGAUGGCGAUUUGCAGAUAAAUGGGAAAGAUACAGCACAUGGACAGACCAACUCAGCCAAGCAGUGACACUAGUGGACUGUGACAGUGGUUGUACUGAGAUUAUGCUGAAGCAGAAAUAUGUUUUUCAACCUGUGACACUGUGGACUAAGCAGCUGGACUUCUGGUUAUUCUGCUGCCAUCUGAUGCAAGUGACAGGGCGGUAGCCUCAGCUUGUUGCAUCUGUCUGUUAACAUCCUGCAUACCACAGCCAAGUGAGAGGGAGGGAGAACACUUGAUUUUGAUUGGCUGGUAAGACGGAUGGAUGGUUCCCUGAAAAAAAGAUGGACUGUUCUUUUGUUUCCAAGGAAAUUAACUGUAUACAUUUCUUACUUCAAGAUGUCAUUAAUUAAGGGUGCUCCGAUCUGAACUUUUAGGGCUGAUCACCGAUCGCUGGAAGCCGAAAUGGACGAUCCGAUCACGGGUCUAUUUGAAGCGAGUCCCAAAUUCUGGUCAAAUAUUUGACCUAUCUGUGUUUUAUUGAGCUUAAAAAGCAUUGAUAGGUUAUAGGCUAUUUCAAGAAUGACAUCAUCAUGAGUGCUCAGCCUUUUUGUUUCCUUUUGGCUGGAGUCACGGUAUCAGCGGCCUUUCUCAUACUGGCCGUCAUUGUCAUUAGACCUGAUUGACUUCAGAAGGGCUGUACCGAAUAGUUCGAAGCUUCAUUCAUAACGUCGACAUUUGAAUUUUAAUUCACUAUUUUUGCAUGUCUGUUCAUUCUUUAAGUUUUUCUCUUACAUUCAUUCUGCAGCACCGUUCUGCUCUCGUGUUUCACCGAGUUUGCCGGGGCAGCCACAGAGAGCGGAGCAGAGAAGAGGCGAAGUGAAGAUAACGUUGUCGGUAUCGGUUACAAACAGGCUCGGUAGUGAAUAUUGUAUUAUUAGUUUCCAGUUGGAUCCAAACAUUUCCAUUAACUCCAGAGCGUUGUAAAGUCCAAAAGUCAAAAUUUAUUGAAAAAAGAGGGAUGUAAUCAUUUCCAAAAUUCAACUAUGUUUUUAUCUAACGAAAUAUUCUGCUUCGAUCCAUAUUUCUUGGCAUUUAGCCUUUCAAAAAUCCCUUCUGAUCUUCCUUUAUAGAGACCACCGAUUAAACUAUUUAGAAUGAACAUCGGCUGAUAACGAUCGGUGAUCGAUUGAUCGGAGCACCCUUAUCAUUAAGCUUUUGAUCUGUUUCUAUACUAGUGUUAAUGUGUAGUUUCACAAUACGCAGCUGCUCAAACAAGGAUUGUUGUCAAACUUUCGAGCAAUAUUGAACAUUGUUUUAAUGACCCAUCCUAUUCAUUGUUAGGUGUAAAUGGGGUCUUGAAUUUAACAACUGCCAUGCUCAUGCGAUCUGUAUCAGGAUACACUGUCUGGGUUAUGCAUGUUAAUAAUGCCACCACAUCUGGAGGCGGUCAGGUUAGCAUUGUUACUUUAGACAGGUAUAAAUAAAGUUGAAAGGUCCCCAAACUCUCCCUGCAAAAAAACUACAAAUAGCAGUAGCUUCCCUUUUAAAAAGUGAUUUUAAACUAACUGAUGCAAUAUUUGCAUAUUGAGAUGUGAUCGUGCUUAUUAAUACUAAGUGUAAAUACAAAGACCUGUGGAUGGGAUGUCAGUAAUCAGAUAACAUGUUAAUACCAGGUGUAAAUGGGGCCCAAAGUUUGAGCUUAAGUACUCAACAUGUGAGCCAAGAUAGUUAAAAAAAUUCAUAAUCAUUUUUGUUGUUUCUGUCCACAUCAUCCAUAAACAAAUCAAAACACCUUAUUUUAUCAUUUCGGGUGCAGUAGCAGCCAAUCUGAAACUAGCAUUCAAAUAGUUCAGGUAUAACUACAGGUAAUUAUUCAUCUUCAUUUUUAGACUUGAUUUGAUCGUCACACCUUAAGUGACUUUAUAUGUUUUGAUUCUUUGGUCAAGUGUAUUAGGAUCAGCCUUCAACUUUAAUAAAAUACUAAAACAGUAA